UACCCUGUCAGCAUGCCCCAACUUCCCGCCCGACAAGGUGUAACUAUCCCGCUAGAGCAGGGCCAGAGCCUUCAAGUCAUCAAUACACACGGAAAACAAGUGAUCGACUUAUGGGCUUUCAACCCAAAGGAUAGUCAUGACCACCUCUCGACCAGCCACACUCGAGCGAUGCUUUCAAGCAUUUCCUUGCGCAAGGGAAACAACCUAUACAGUUCUCGCCGCAAGCCCAUCAUGACUCUUGUCGAUGACACGACCCCAGGUAUCCACGACUUGCUCUUCCCCGCUUGCGAUGCUGAGCGCUAUCGCCAAUUGGGUGCUAUGGGGUAUCAUGAUAGUUGCCACGAUAACAUGCACAAAGCACUCAGAGAGUUUCCCGAGAUCAAGGUCAGAGACGAUUGGGUCCCCGAUCCGCUAAACUUGUUUAUGAAUGUGGCUGUGGAUCAUCAUGGUGGAAUUGAUAUUCGUGCUCCCACCAGCGACAAGGGUCAAUAUGUCAUUCUGAGAGCUGAGGCCGAUCUUGUUGUCGUCAUGAGCGCGUGCCCUCAAGACAUGGUCAAUGUCAACGGGGAAGGGCCUGCUGAUUGCGAGUAUCGUGUGAUUGAGGGAUCCCGAUAG
Fusarium odoratissimum NRRL 54006 is the source of this 615-nucleotide messenger RNA. RefSeq lists its product as uncharacterized. The record is from RefSeq and is a predicted model, not a curated record. The transcript has a single exon. Bases 13 to 615 code for a protein of 200 amino acids. NCBI's taxonomy places the organism in Eukaryota, Fungi, Ascomycota, Sordariomycetes, Hypocreales, Nectriaceae.